This is a messenger RNA of Pantherophis guttatus, 5852 nucleotides long. Lineage: Eukaryota; Metazoa; Chordata; Lepidosauria; Squamata; Colubridae. The record is from RefSeq and is a predicted model, not a curated record.
UAAGGACGAAGCCGCUGUCAAGCUUCAACGGCACAUCCGGCGUUUGAGCCCGGUGCGCAUGCGCACGCGUCUCGUUGAUGGGGGGGGAAAUGGCCCGGAGACGCUUAAAAAAGGAGUGAGGAGAAGGAGUGAGUGGACGCUUAAAGCCGUUAAGGCUACCCGCCAUGUCUCGUCACGAGAGCAGCCAUCCGGCCAUGAGAGUUCAACGGUCCCGGUUCGGCUCCAUCGAUUCCUAUCGCGAGGGUGGGCCACGCUCCCGCUCGCCGUCUCCGCGGGGUCACCGCCGCCACCACCGCUCCCCGCCUAGCCGUCGCUUUUCCCAUCGCUCGCAUCGCUCGCCUUCCCCGCGCCGUUUCAGCAGGAGAUAUUCACCUUCAUAUUAUCCAAGGCAGCGCUCACGUUCUCCAGGCCGACGUUCUGAAUCUUCAGUGGAAAAAUAUUUGCGCGACGUAGUUGAAAAUGGCAUUGGCACAAGCCUACCAGCUGAUAGUCUCAGCAAUGUGAACAGGGAUGACUUGGCUGAUGGUCCAAUAUUUAGCAGAGCCCUUUCACAUCCUUGGAACCUUGAGAGAGGUAUUUUUCGUGAGGAGAAUCCUUCAAGACCAUUCAGCAUGAGACAUGAUGAGGACUCUUACAAUAGGGAUAUUUUCAUAGCUCAACUGGACCGAAGCAUAAACAGUGAAUUUCUACAGCAUCAAUCAAGAGAAAAUAAGAGGGGUGGGGAGCAAGAAUCAAAAUACUUUCAAUAUGACAGAGAAGAUAGACUCUUUGAUGAAAGCAUAAAAUCUCGGGCUUUAUUGGCAGAAACAGAGAAGUAUUGUAAACAAAGCCUUAAUAAAAGCCCAAGCCUGAUGUACAUGGAUGAAGAUUUUCGUAAACUUGAAAGAAUUAGGAGAAAAAGAGAAGAGGAUUUGCGAAGCAGAAACAUUAGUACUGACUACCCAAUGCCUGAUUCAGCUAAUCAAGGACAGUCUUCUGAAUCUCAACACCAUUAUAGAUCUGAAAAAACACCAGCAGUGCCCUUAAAAUCUAUACUGAAGAAACGUUCAGAUGAUUCUUCUAUACAGGACUCCAGGAAUUUUUCAGAGGGGAAGAAGCCUCCUGAAUCAACAUCAAAAUCUGUCAACCAACGUAGUGACUUCCUGCUGCCUUAUGAAAAAGCCAGUCAGGAUGGAAGUGGUUUUUCGUGCAUUCUAGGUACAACGACUGAUUCUACUUAUGCUCCAGAAAAAAGUCUGGAUCCCCUUCCUGAUAAUAUAGAAGAUGAAGAGAAAUUUCUUUAUGGUGAUUCAAACAACUGUUUCUACUCUCAAAAGAUAAUGAUGAGUGAAAAGAAAGAACUUGUAAGUGAGAAAGUAAAAUCUCCACCUACUGCAAAACCAAAGAAUUUGGUCAUCAGCAAUUCCAAGCAAUUUCAAGAUGCUUCUAUUACUGCUCCUUACUCUAAUCAGCGAUCCAAGUCUUCUAAAAAAAGGGUCAGACGAAGAAAAGCUGCUGAAACAAAACAAACUUUUCUGAAGAACAAUGUAAUAGAGGAAAGAGUAAAGUUGAAGCUUGAACAAGAAUUACAACAUAAGAAACUCUUUUAUCAGAGGAUUGAAUUAGAUAGGCUUUCAAAACAGCAAGUGGAGAUGCUGCAGAAGAAACGAAAAGAGGAAGAUCCUUUGCUUGUGGAACUGAACAGAUUGAAAGAUAGCAUUGCAAACAAUGUUGCUCAACUGGAAUUGGAUAUUAAAGUUUUAAAGGAGAAACAGGGCGAACUUGAUAAAGUAAUUCAUAGCCUGGAGAUGAAUAGUUCUGAAAAAUCCCAGAAAUUAUCUUCAGAAUGUAAAGAUUCUUCAGAAAACAACUUACAAAAAAGUCCCCAAAGUGAAGAGACAACUUGUAACGCAAUUUAGUCAUAAGGAAGUGAUUGUUUACCUGGAGUAAGGACAGAAACCAGCAGAAGGAAAAACCUUAAAGACUGUCUCAUACCUGACCUGACUCUCGAGGUUAGAAUCUGUGGUAAGAUUUUGAGAUGAAGACUACAAUUCUAGAGAAAAAUUUUAUUCUGUCAUGAUUUCAAGCACUAUAUUUUAUUCAGAUUUAUUUUAUGUUUCAAGAAAAGUAAAAAAAAAAAGUUAAGAAAUUUUGUCUCUUGGCUCAUUAAAUAUCAGUAUAAUAUAUUUUAUCAAUGGCAUCUGCUCAAAGAAGAUAAUAAGUUCUACAUUUUCUGAAUAGCUGAAAGUUUCCUUAAUUGGAGAUAAGCUGAAAGGUUACUGCAACCUAAUUUUCAGGUUACAGUUGUGAGAACAUUUGAUUCAUUUUUGUUGAUGGAUUGCCACAGCUCUCAAAACUUUUCAGGAGAGGGUUUAUGUGUAUAAAAAUGAUAACAGGAAGCUUAAUGUGUUAUUAUCAUGAGAAAGUAACAGCAUCUCUCAGUUGUUUCCCAUGGAUAAUGUCACCCUGUGAUGCUUCUUGUUAUCCAUAUUAUUCUAUUUUAAAAGAAUGGAUCUUUUAAGAACAUUUAAAAAGAAUGCCACAUUAUUCUAUGAGUACUUUGUAUGGCAUUAUACUCUAAAAAAGAAGUCAUAGUGCCAUAUUUAUUUCCCUCUGGCCAGAAAAAAGUGGUUUUUUUUUUUUUGAAAAAAACUUUCCCUUCUGAUAUCUACAAACACAAAUCUUCAGAAAACUUUAGUAAGUAAAACAUAUCUUCUCUGUUUUUUUAGUGUUCUAUUAGUUUUUGCUGAAAAGUUCUACACAAUUUUAAGGUUGGCUCUAACUAAAUAUGUAAUCUUCCAGUAGGCUUUGGAGCAUUUGGAAAACAAAGCAUAUCAUAGAGUUUUGUUUUUACACUACUUCCUUGAAUGUAAUGUAAAGACAAACACGGAAAUUUUAAAGAAAUUUUUAAAACUGAUAAAGGGGGUGGUUAUUUUGAAAGAUUUUUUUUUUUUUUGCAAAAGUGCUUUUAAAUAAAUUAUAAUUAAAUUAGCCAAAGGAACUAGACCUUUGUGGGAAUGUUUUUUGUUUAUUAUUAAAGAAUGCAUACAAUUGAUGGAUUGCACAAAACAAAAAAUAACUGUAAGAUAAUGAGCCAGACUAUGAAACUGACUGUAAUUAUAGUUGAUGAGUGUGAUGUUGAAUAUAAUUAGUGCUAUUAGGGAUGAAAGCACAAAAGACAAAAAAUGUAGGAAGCUUGCCUUUAAUUUUCUGUUGUUUGAGAUACUUUCAUUUUUGGAUUAUAAUAUAAUGAUAACCACCAGAAAAACAGCAAGAAUGGAGGAGAGGAGGGGAGAUCACUAGAGCAACCUGCAGAAAAAGGAAUUAUACCAGAUUUGCUUCAGAAAUAAUGUUAGCAAAUGGGCAAAUAAGAUAGAAUCACUUGAUACUAAAUUGACAGCACGUAAGAAAAAAAAUGGAUGAAAGACUUGUAAAGAGGAAAGAGGAGAUGAAAGUAGAAGCCAAGAUGAUGGAAAGUGCUGUAACAAAUGUCUGGAGAUAUAAAACAAAUUGACAACAAAGUAGAAAUUUUAGAGAGGACAGAACUUUCUGACAAGGGAGUUGGAAAGAGAACUAGAUAAUCUGGCUAUAUUUGAUUAACAGAAUAAGAAUUUGUUUUAGGAUUCUAGAGCAAGGCCAUAGGAUUCUACUGAAGAUAUUAGAGAGAAGAUUAUUAAAGUCCUGGCAAUUUUUUUGGAUUUGGCAGAGGAGUAUAUAGAGGCAUAAAUUGAUAAAAAUGUAUAAAGUAAAUUCAAAGAUUUGCAAGAACAAGAAAUAUUCUAAGCGAUGCUUUUGUACAUUUUGUUAGGAAGAAAAAAGCAUUAAGUUUUGCAUUAUGUAUUGGCAAUAUAGAUAUAAUUUUUCUUAAAUUACUAUCAUAACUUUGUGUAAGAGAAAGGAGUUGAUUUUUUUUGACUGAGAGAUUAACAGAAAAAGAUCCCAUUUUGAUGAAACAAAUUGGAAGAUACGAAUUUUACUUUUAAAUAGCAGAGGUUUCAGUUGAAUUCUGUCCAGGAGGUGUGGAAAUUUUUAGAAAAAUUCAAAGAAGAAUUGGAAGAGAUUCAAAUGAAAGUGUCAAAGAAGACACAAAAACUCCAACUGUGCAAGAGGAAACUGAAAGGGAUAUACUGGAUUAUGUGCUAUAAAUAUUGGUUCUUCUAUUUUUUUAAUGUGAUUAUGGAUUACAAAGUGAUUAAUGUAAAAUAUAAAUGUAGCAAAUGCUCCCCGAAAGUGAAAAAAAAGUCAUUAUUUGAAAAAAUUAAAACGAUAUAAUUUGUCUACAAAAGACACAUAUCGGAAAAAGAUAUGGAGUUCUUCCUUCUCACAGUUUUUGAGACAUGUGUGUAUGCACACAUUUUUGAAAGAAGCAUCUCUUGCUGUUUGGUUUGGUUUGGAUGAAAGAGUAAGUGUUCUUGAGAAAUAGAAGGCUUUUGAGUUAAAAGGACAUGACAUGAGAUUAUUUGUGAUACAAAAGGACAUGACAUGAGAUUAUUUGUGAUACAAUAAAGUUGGAGUUAAUUGGAUUUCAAAAAUAAUUAUGCUAUUUGUUUUAUAUUGAGAAUGGAAGGGAUACAAAUCCAGGUUGUGCUCAAAAACAUAUUUCUGGCUCUUAGCAAAAUAAGCAUUUUAUAAACAAGAUAUAAUUGACAAACAAAUUUGGCUAACUUAUUGUGAGAUACUAAUAUUGUGUUAGGAAGAAUGUAAAAUAAAGAAGAACUAGUGACAGAGGGACAAUGCUUUUCUUAUAUACAAUUACCAGAAAGAUUUAAAGUAGAUAAAAGUACAUCAUAAGGCUGAAUUUGAAAUAGAAUUGUGUACAAAUGAUGAAUAUGUAAUUGCUAAAAUGUAUAAACUUCUAUUGAAAUGUGAAAUAGAAGAACAAUUUCUGGAACGUUUCAUAAAGUGGACUAACAUUUUAAUUAUAAUAAAGAUGAAACAAUGGGAAAACGUGUGGUUGAAAGGAUUGAAAUUUACACUGUUAUAAUCUUAGAGAUUUUUUAUACAAUGAUGUAUAUGUCACUGGAGAAAUUGUCUGGAAUGUAUAAAACCACUUCAUUUAUAUUGGACAUGUCAACAAGAAGAGACAUUGUGUCAUGCUUGGUGCAUAUGUAAAAGAGCUAGAAAAUUAAGACUUUUCUUUUGGAAUUGAUGGUCAAACAAUUGGAAAAAAAUCUUGGAAAUUUGUUUUUGUACUUAAUAAAUGCAGGUAGGUUAUUGUAUGCACAAAAAUAGAAAGAUUUGGCAUUACCCACAAUGGAAGAAUAUUUGAUAAAGAUGGAACUUGCUGAGAUGGCAAAAUCGUUUAGCAAAAAGACAUUUUUAGGGUGGUCAUAAAACAAAUCUUUGUGGUCAUUAAGCAAAAUCAUAUGAUUGUUAAACAAAUUCAGCUUCCAUAAUUGUUUUUUGUCAGAAACCAACUGGGAAGGUUGGAAACCACAAUCACAUGAUCAUAGGAUGCUGCACUUGGUUAUAAAUGUGAGCCAGUUGCUAAGCAUCUGAAUUGUGGUCACAUGAUCGUGGGGCUGGUACAAUGGUCGCAAGUGUAGGGACAGGCGGUAAAUAAUUUUUUCAAGGCUGUCAUAACUUUGAAUUGUUGUUAAAUGAAUGUCAUAAGUCAUGGAUUAUCUGUAACUGCUAUAAAGAAGAUCGGAAGCUACUUUGUACCUUUUUUCUUUCUUUUCUAUUUUUCCUUUUUUCCCCUUUGCACUUUUACCUUUCUCUUUGAUUUCUUUCUCUUUUCUCUUUUUCUUUUUUUUACAUUUACAUUAGUUUUAUUUUUCUUCUUAAAUUUUUUAAUAAAAUUAUUCAAAAAAUCUUGAUUAAAUUAUGUUUUUAAAACUACAGAUGUAAUUAAUUAAAAAAUGUUAAAAGUG